Molecule: messenger RNA, 1528 nt
Organism: Trachymyrmex cornetzi
Lineage: Eukaryota; Metazoa; Arthropoda; Insecta; Hymenoptera; Formicidae
Product: nuclear speckle splicing regulatory protein 1
Exons: 2
Coding region: 253-1407 (384 amino acids)
Biological process (GO): regulation of alternative mRNA splicing, via spliceosome
Source: RefSeq, a predicted model, not a curated record
AUCAGUGGCAAUAUACUGCAAUAAACGCGUUAUCGCAUUUGUAAAGUUAUCAUUUCUCUCGGCUUAUCUCUGUUUAUUUCGACUAAGAUUGAACGUAUAUAGCCUUUACGAUAUUCCGGAGCACGUUAUGAAUUCGUGGUACUCGCGAAAAGACCGCGAUCGUGUGACGUGACUCGUACGAACUUGCACGGACACGGACUAGGUUAGAAGAUUAGGUUAGAUUUCAUUGUGAUUCAAGAACGAUAACUGGCAAUGGCUAAUAAACAGUACGGUCUGAUCUUGCCGAAGAAGCAACAGCAGAGUACGGCACCAAGACUCGGCAACGUUUUUGGGGACGACAAUGCCUCCGAUGAGGAGGAUGGAACCGACUGGGUCAGGAAAGCCCUCAAGGCGGAAGGCGAGAAGAACCGGAUGAAAAAACAAACAAAGCUCGACAUACAGAAGGCUCUGGAUGAAGACCCAACGAUCUAUCAGUAUGACGAGGUGUAUGAUGAUCUGGAGCGCAGCAAGAGCCAGUUGGAUGACGCAAGCAAACAGAAGGAGAAAAAGUCCAAGUACAUACAGAAGCUCCUGAAAACAGCUGAACGAAGAAAAAAGGAGCAAGAGCAUAGGAUAGAGAGAAUGGUGCAGAAGGAACGCGAAGCCGAGGGUGAGAUGUAUGCGGACAAAGAGAGUUUUGUCACAUCAGCGUACAGAGCGAAGCUGGAGGAAUUUAAGAAGAUGGAGGCAGAGGAGGCCAAAAUGGAUAGAUUGGAAGCUAUCGGUGAUGUGACAAAGCAGCAAGACAUGUCAGGAUUUUACCGUCAUCUGUAUGAACAGACUGUUGACUACAAGGGUGAGACUAAUAAAGAUGAAAGUAGUAAAGUGAAAGAAAGUGCUGAGCAGAGGGAAGGGAAAACGUCAACAAGCAGCACAAAUGAAGAAAACGCAACGACGAAUGAGAGAGCAAAUGAAACAGAGGAAAAACAGAAAUCAAUUACAAAAACUAAAAAAUUGAGGCAGUACCGGCAGAGAGCCAUAGAAACAUACGAAUCUGAUUCUGAAACAGAGACGAGUAAAAAGGAGUUGAAAAAAGAUAAAACUGUUGUUUCACCAGUGGACAAAGAGGCCGAUAGAGUAGAGGUGCAAGAACCAGAAGAAAAGAAACAAAGAUUAGAUAAAAAGGACGUGAACACGGUUGAUAAUAUCACAAACAUUAAGGAUAAAGAUGAAAAUGUGAAAGACGCUGAAAUACCUCAAAAUAACAAUGUUACUACAGAAAGCGAAGAAAUUGAAAAUAAAGAAAAGACUGUUGAAAAGAAAGAUAGAUCUUCCAUCUGGGAAAAGAGAACAGUAGGUCCAGUAUUUGAAGCAGCAUUACAAAGGUAUUAUGCAAGGAAGGCAAAGAGACUGGUUGAAGCAAAUUAGAUGUAAUUAAUUUAGAACUAUGUUAAUUUUUUAUAUAACGUCUCUGUUUCUCACUCUUGUAUUACGUAAUACGUAAAUAUUGACCUUAUUCUAAUGACGAAUUGUACAAAAAAAGGUGUGA